GUAACACGCUUGAAUGGAAUUCAUUGGCUUGUUGCUUCCAAUACACUGUAGUGAAUAUCAUUAAUUUGUUAGCACGUUUUUGAGUUUUUGGAAUUUACUGGGACCACGCAUAUAAACCUAACGCAAGGCCUGCUAAGAUUUGUGACUGUAAGGACGAUUUGCAUAUAGGCUGGAGGGUAGAAUUAAAAGGAAAGAAAAAAAUCGUUAUCUUGAGUUUAAAUUGUAAUACGAAGAAGCUCGAGGCUUGUAGCAGGUGAUGCGUUAAGUAAAUUGUAGGCGUGGAAGUUUGCUAACUUUGUUCUUUGAUAAACUAGGGCGGUACCGUUCAAUCUUGUACUUGUGCACGAUUAGGAUGAAACCUUUACGUAUUAGGGACACCCAGAAAGAAUUUUGUCACGUGCCCACGAGGGGGCGUUGGAGGGGUCGUAGAGGGUCUCGUGGUCGACCCAGUUACGGCACCACCCGUGCUCAUUCUUGGAAAACCGUUAAGUUUAGUUUCGAAACUGACCCCUCUUGUCGCCACCCUCCGACCACCAGCGCACAAAUCCAAACUUCAAAUCCAUUGCCGGAAAAAUCACCUGAACUCCAAAUAUAUCCUGAGGUUCUUGACUUACGACAAACUACGGAGAAAAACGAUUCGCAAGACUUCAUUUCCAACAUGCCAGAUACAAACCUGAGUGAAGGAGAAAUAUGUGAAAACGUAAGCGUUCAAAAUCGGGACGAAAUGUUUGCUCCUAAUACAAGGCAACAUUGUUCUACGCGACCACUAAAACAAAGAAGAAGUGACAAUGAGGUUCAGAUUAACAAUGUGAACUGGAGGGCGGGAACAUCUGCAGAGGCCUCUUGUAUAAACCUUUCUUUGCAAAACGCUGAAGCUUUUGAAGUAAUGCAACAGCAAGAAGAUGAAGGUUUAUUCGAUGCAAAUGUCGAUUGCUGCUUUAAUGAAGAUAUCUUUUCAAGUCAAGAUGAUCCUGCAAUGAACCGAACGUCCCAGCGAAAGAAAUGUGCAUGGUCUGAGGACCACGGUGUUUUAAGAAGCAACAAGGUCACACGCCAAUGUGAAGACGAGAUGAUACCAAUGCUUGCAAAUGAAUUAGCCGAAACCUUGAAAAACGAGCUUUGUGCAGCGUUUAAUCGAAUUGCGGAAGAUUUUUCGAUACGUGUCAGCAGAGCGCUCUUGGAAUUCCGGAACAGUCCACCACAAGAAGUUGAACACGAAGCGUGGAGUGGACGAGAAAAACUUCGUAAAACAUACAACGAAACGGCAAAAACGACACGCAGCUACACAAAUUUUAAUAACCAGCAUGAAAGGUCGACAAAUGUUGUACAAACAGAGGCAAUAUCCUUGGUCAUGCACGACAAAGUUUCAAGAAAUGAAAAGGUCAAGUCAACCGAAGAUGGGAUUGAAAAAAUGAUUCGCUUUCAGCUGCUUUCUAGCGAAAACUCUGAAGCAAAGCGAAAAAUCUGUUCGUGUAAUGAGAAGAAUACUGAAAUGCUCUUAUGUGAUGAUGCGCACCCCCGUGUGAACUCAGUAUCCAAGUAUCCGAAUCAACCGAUCUAUAAUGAAUACCGUUUAGCCAAUGCAACUUCACCAGCAAUUACAUCUCCAACGUUAAAAUGUCCCCCACAACCCACACAGGUCACAAUACUAACUUCAACCCCCGCUGUAAAUGAGCCGACAUCAAUUUAUCGCAAGGAUGGCUUAAAGCAUGGACCGCAAGAUGAAACGGGGGGCAGUAGAUCAAAUAUUGACCCAAAUGGUAUGUACGAAGAUGCCCAAAACGCAGUGAUUUCAUCAAGCAGCGACGACAAACCUAAUUCGUUUCAAUUUGGAACGGCACCUCAGCAUUACCCAAUUGGCAUGGGUUUAACUUCACAGCACCUCAAAAAGUCAAAGCUAAUGUUCUUCUACACAAGAUACCCAUGCGUUACAACAUUAAAAUCUUAUUUUAGUGAUGUUCAGUUUUCUCGUGCCACCACUUCACAACUGAUCAAAUGGUUUAGCAACUUUCGAGAGUUUUAUUACAUGCAAAUGGAACGCUUCGCACGACAAGCACUUGUUGACGGUAUAACAGAGGCAGAACAGAUAUUGGUUGGUCGGAAUAGCGAAGUCUUUCAUAUACUUAACAUUCACUAUAACAAGAGCAACGAUUUUGAGGCGCCGCAACAUUUUCUUGACGUCGUGACCAAAACUAUUCGUAAUUUUUUUACCAACAUAAAGUACGGAAAAGAUAAUGAAGCUGGCUGGAAAAAAGUAAUUUAUAAAGUAAUCUGCAAACUUGAUCAAGAUAUCCCAGAAAUAUUCAAAUCACCGAACGUCUUGAAUUGUCUUGGCCACACAAAAACUUAUACGGCCUAGUUUUUAUAGCUUCAGGCAGUAAAAGCAAUGUUGUGGAUUGCGGCAUAUUUACUGCUGUGUCCGCAGUCAACGUAUUUUAAUGUUGAUAAUUAUGCCCGCUUAUUCGAAACUCUUAACAUAGGUGGUUUUGCUUGUUAUAACCAAUAACUUCAUAUGCACCGCGUGUCCGCUUGCGACUUACAUAGCAGCAUGCAACUUUUCUUUUUCUUUUUAUCGCACUUGUCUUUAAACUGUAAAUAGCUCGCAAGAGAAAACGUCCAAAAUAUCCCCUUGUCGCACUUCUGCUGAUUAUGCAAAGUCAAAAACUUUUUUCUGCCGUAAUAUUUUAACCAAAUGAACCUGUCUUUCCUGUUUCCUUGUUUCCCUCAACACUGUUUCUGCUAUACAUAUAGUAGGAAGGGGGAAGACGGGACAUCUUUAGCACAUAUAUAUCGAAAAAUCUUGAACCUGUUAUUACAACGGUCUAUGGGAAUCAUGUGGAUACGGUUUUGUAAUUCUUUAAAUGUUUUUUUGUUUACUACCAAAUGGGACGAGAAAAAAGCAUGAAAAGGUGUUCCAUCUUCUCCUUACUAGAUAUAUCUAAAGUUUCAAAAUACAGAACAAAGUAAUUAUUAAAAUAAAAUAGCUAGAAUAAAUGUUUUACUGAGUUCGGCAUAAAACUAGGAAGUGAGUGAUAAAGAUGACGCUGAGGUCUUUACGCUGAACAGCAAAACGUGUCUUGUUGUUGAGUGUUUAAAUAGUUAUUGCACUUGACGUAUUUUCAUCAAGUUCGGUUUUAUGCCCCGGUUUAUCUAUGCCGUAUGACCGUAACAGUUUAAUUUUCCCUCUCCCGGUAUGGUAAUCGUUGAGUUCCUCGUUCCGAGCAGCAAAUACACAAUUGACAGG
Molecule: messenger RNA, 3244 nt
Organism: Ciona intestinalis (vase tunicate)
Lineage: Eukaryota; Metazoa; Chordata; Ascidiacea; Phlebobranchia; Cionidae
Source: RefSeq, a predicted model, not a curated record